Messenger RNA from Clonostachys solani, 1371 nucleotides. NCBI's taxonomy places the organism in Eukaryota, Fungi, Ascomycota, Sordariomycetes, Hypocreales, Bionectriaceae. The record is from the annotation of a GenBank genome assembly.
AUGCUCAGCGCCGUACUUCGGAGGCAAGCCCUCAAGCCCACCCAGAAUGCCCUGCGAGCAGGCUUCAGGGCACAUGUAGUCCGCUACUAUGCUUCUUUCCCCGACCACCAGGUCGUCAAGAUGCCCGCCCUCUCCCCAACCAUGCAGGCUGGCAACAUUGGCGCCUGGCAGAAGAAGCCUGGUGACAGCAUCGCGCCCGGUGAUGUUCUUGUUGAGAUCGAGACCGACAAGGCCCAGAUGGACUUUGAGUUCCAGGAGGAGGGUGUGAUCGCCAAGAUCCUCAAGGAGUCUGGUGCCAAGGACAUUCCUGUUGGCACUCCUAUCGCUGUUCUCGUCGAGGAGGGCGCCGACAUCACUGCUUUCGAGAAGUUCACUCUCGAGGAUGCCGGUGGUGAUGCCGCUCCUGCCGCUCCCAAGGAGGAGAAGACUGAGUCCAAGCCCGCUGCCGCUUCUACCCCCGAGCCCGCCCCCGAGCCCGAGCAAUACUCUUCCACCGGCCGCCUGCAGACCGCUCUUGACCGUGAGCCCAACGCCACCCCCCAGGCCAAGCGUCUGGCCCGCGAGAGCGGUGUCGCCAUCGAGAAGGUCAAGGGCACUGGCAAGGGCGGAAAGAUCACCGAGGAGGAUGUCAAGAAGGCCGUCAGCGCCCCCUCUUCUUCUGCUGCUCCCGCUGCUGCUUUCGAGGACACUCCCAUCUCUGGCAUGCGCAAGGUCAUUGCCAGCCGCCUCCAGGAGUCCGUCCAGAACAACCCUCACUUCUUCGUCACCAGCUCCCUCUCCGUCACCAAGCUGCUGAAGCUCCGCCAGGCUCUCAAUGCCUCAGCUGAGGGCCAGUACAAGCUGUCGGUCAACGAUUUCUUGAUCAAGGCUAUCGCUGCCGCUUCCAAGAAGGUCCCCACCGUCAACUCUAGCUGGCGCGGUGAGACCAUCCGCCAGUUCAGCAGCGUCGACGUUUCCGUUGCUGUCUCCACCCCCACUGGCCUGAUCACCCCCAUUGUCACUGGCGUUGAGGGCCGUGGCCUCGAGUCCAUCUCCUCCAAGGUCAAGGAGCUGGCCAAGAAGGCUCGUGACGGCAAGCUCAAGCCCGAGGAGUACCAGGGCGGUACCAUCUCCAUCUCCAACAUGGGCAUGAACCCCGCUGUUGACCACUUCACUGCCGUCAUCAACCCUCCCCAGGCUGCCAUUGUCGCCAUCGGCACCACUAAGAAGGUUGCUAUCCCCUCCGAGACUGAGGAGUCCGGUGUUGAGUGGGAUGACCAGAUCACCAUCACUGCCAGCUUCGACCACAAGGUCGUCGACGGCGCUGUCGGUGCCGAGUGGGUCCGUGAGCUGAAGAAGGUCAUCGAGAACCCUCUCGAGCUCCUCCUGUAA